Molecule: messenger RNA, 3324 nt
Organism: Plasmodium vinckei vinckei
Lineage: Eukaryota; Apicomplexa; Aconoidasida; Haemosporida; Plasmodiidae
Product: Cg7 protein, putative
Exons: 2
Coding region: 1-3324 (1107 amino acids)
Source: RefSeq, a predicted model, not a curated record
AUGGAUGCCGACGAAGUUGUGUGUGUUCAUAUGAGCUUGAAAUUUUUAAUCUUUAAAAAUAUCGAAAAAAAUGAAGAUAAUUAUUUAUGUAAUGAUUUUAUAAUAAAGCUAGCUGAUGUUGAAGAUAUUGAGUCUAGUAAUAUUUCAAAGGGAUAUUUUAUAAAAAAGUUUCAUGAAUUUUUACGAGAGAAAAAAAAAAAUGAAUAUGAAUGUGUUAUAAAUGGAACAAUAACAGAAGUUGCAAAUUUUUUUUUUCAAAAUAUCGAGCUAUUUAUUAAAAUAAAAAAAAUACAAUAUGAAUUAGAGGAUACAAAUUGUGAUCCAAAUAAAUAUGAUAAAAAUAGAGAAGGUGUAAAUACGGAUUACACAUUUGCUAAUAAAGAUCUUGGAAUAAAUAAAAAUAUAAUAAAUUUAAUAAAAAGUAUAGACAUACAAAAUGAUUUAAAUUUUGAAAAUAAUGAUAAUAUAUAUUUUAAGUGUUUAUUUAAAGAUUUAAUAAAUAAUUUUGAAUUUAUUGAAAAUAAGCAAUAUGAAAAUAUAAGUAAUUUUUAUAUAUCAAACAAUUUAAUUUUUUCUAUAAAUUUAAAAUUUGAAGAAUAUUCAAUAAAUAAAAAUUAUAUAGAAUCUACAAAAAAAACAAAUUGGCUAGAUAAUUCAUAUUUGGCUAGAUAUCCAAAUAAUGAAAAUGGAAAAAAUAUUCGUAAUAUAAAUAAUAAUAUAUAUGCAGAAAAGACAGAAAAUAAAAUUAAUCAUAUAUUAAAUAUAUUUAAUUUUAAGAACAUUUUUUUUUUAUAUAUUAAUUUUGAUCAAUAUAAAAAAGAAUUUUUUAUAGACAACCAUGUUGAAGUAAGUGUAGGAAAUAUUGUACAUACCAUAACACCAAACUCAUGUAUAAAUGAAGAAGAAGAAGUAAAUAGCCAAAUAGGUAAUGACAAUGAUAUGGGCCAUAUAAAAAAUAAUAACGAGCAAAUUAAUGAUCAUGUGCAUAAUAAAAAUAGUGUUGGAUGUCAUUUUUCUUUAAUUUUUAUUGAUAAAAUAAAAGAAAUAAAUGAUUAUUUUUUAAUUAAUGAUAUAUAUAUUUAUGUUAAUAAAAUGCAAUUGGAGGUAGACAAAAGAGGAUUACUUCAAAAUGAUAGUAAAGAGGCAUGGGAAAUUUAUUCGGAUUUUAGACAAAUUUCUUAUGAUUUAGUUACUUCCUCUAAUUCUAUGCCUAAUCUAAAAUUCAAAGCAACAAUUAUUUCUUUCCCUCUCCAUUCAAAUUAUAACAAUAUUAAAUCGGACAGUGAUCAUAACUAUAAUUUUACAAAUGUACAACAUGAUAUGGCUACUUCAGAUAGUCAAGAUAUCAUGUCAUAUAAUAAGAUACACCAAAUUGAUGAAGACAAUAAUCAAAUUUAUUCCUUUGGUAGAGGGCAUAAAAAUGGAGGUAAAUAUUUUGAUAUAAAUAACCGAACAAAUAAUAUAACAGGGAAUUUAAGAUUACCUAUAAUCCUUGAUAAAAAUGAUAAUAAAAUUAUUUGUAAUGUUUUUUUAUCUGCUAUAAAUUGUCAUAUCCUUGAACUUAGUAACAUAUAUGCAGAAAAAAAUAAAAAUAAACAAAAUAAUUUUUUUAUAAAAAUGGAGUCUAACAUAAUGGGAACCAGUUUUAUAUCCCCUUUAUAUACUUUCGAAGAAAACAAAAAGAUUGAGUUAAAAAACUGCCACCUGGAUUGUGACGUCGAAUUGAAAGAAAGUGAACUAUUGUCAUAUUUUGAAAAUAAAAAAAUAUUGUUCGAAUUAUCAAUUAAAGAACAUGAUAAUAAUAUAAACAUAGGAAAAGGUGAGUUUAAUAUAAAAAAUAUUAUUAAAGAAUUAAAGGAAACAUUAGAAAAUGAAAAUAGUAAAGGCUAUUAUAAACAGAAAUUGACCAUAUCUCUAUAUUUAAGUGUAUUUAAAGAAAAAUAUUUAACCUCUGAAAUAAAUGCAGAAAUAUAUUUUAGCAUAAAAGAGAAGAAAGACAAAAUGGUAGAGAAAAAACCAAAUGUGAUGGAAAACAGAUUGGAUGUGUAUGAACAUUUAGAUCAUAAUCCUGUACUUAAUGAAUUGAAUGUUGAGACAGGUAACAUACCAUCUAAUAUAUAUGAGUUUAAAUUAUGGAAAGAAAAGGAAGAAAAAUUAAUGAAAGAAAUACUUAAAAAAAAAGAAGAGCAUUUAAUAAAAAAAUUUACAAAAAAAUAUGAGCAAAUGGAAAAAGAACGAAAAAAUGAAUUAGAAAUAAAAAAAAAUAAAGUUAAAGAAAUUAUAAUAAAAAUGAAAGAAGAGGAAAUAAAUAUAUUAAAUAGUAGAAAUGAAUUAAAAAUAAAAGAUCAAGAAUUAAAUAGUGAAAUAUUAAAUAUAGAAAAUAAAUUAAAACAAAUCAAAAUUGCUUAUGAAAAAUCUCUAAAUAAUUUUAAAAAAAGUGUAAGACAUAAUAACUUAAGUAGUAGCAUAUUAGAAGAAAAUAAUGCAUUGAAAACAAAUUAUAAAAAAUUAAAAAAUGAUAUAAAAAAUUUGAAAAAAGAAAAUGAACAAAUGAAAGAAAUACUAAACCAAUAUAAUAACAAAGACAAUACAAUUAUAAGUAAUAAAUAUUUUCAAGAAUUAAAAGAGGCAAAGAAUGAAAACAAAAUAGAUGAUGGAAAAAAUCAGCAUAUUAGCCAAAUUGAAAAUUAUAUAAAAAAUGUUAAGAAAAAUAGAAAAGAUAUGUUAAAAUUGUUAUCAAAUUUUGUUUUAAAUUUUGAAUAUAUAUAUGAUCAAACACAUAAUGAAAAACUCGAAGAUAAUUUCCGUUCUCUCUUAAAAAUUAUUAAUCAAUUAAAAACUAUUAUUAAUAAAGAAAUAAAAAGUGAUCAAAUUUUGUUGAGCGAUUUUGAAAAUACAAUUGAAAACGAAAGUGAUUUUUAUUUGAAAAAAAAUGUAGAACAAGAUAAAACCAAACAGAUUGAAAAUGAUGGAAACAAAUUUGGAAAAGAUAAAGAUGUAAUAAAUAGAUAUUAUAAUAAGACAAAUUAUUUUACAGAAUUAAAAAAAAAAGAAACAUUUUAUGAUUCAAAUGAUGAAGAAAAUCAAAACAGUAACUACAAAUUUACAAAACUUAUACCAAAAGGAGAGAAAAAAAAUAACAAUGAAAUAAAACCAAAUGGUGUGGAAGAUUCUAAUCCAAUUGUAAACAUUAAUAAAGCAAAAAUUGUUGAAAAUCUAAAAAGCGAAAUAGACCGAUUAAUACAAAAUGGUAUAUAUAAUGAAAAUGAUCAAAUAAUUAUUAAUAUGAAAAAAAAAUUGAAUUCUCUCAUUUUAAAUACAUAA